This is a messenger RNA of Gadus macrocephalus (Pacific cod), 2727 nucleotides long. RefSeq lists its product as uncharacterized. NCBI's taxonomy places the organism in Eukaryota, Metazoa, Chordata, Actinopteri, Gadiformes, Gadidae. The record is from RefSeq and is a predicted model, not a curated record. The coding region runs from base 107 to 2455 and encodes 782 amino acids. The transcript is spliced from 6 exons.
GAGUAGUCCGUGUAGGUAUAAUGUAACAAGGACAUGUUAGUAAGCAAGAACUGUUGCUUGCACACUUAGCCAUUUGAUCCAUUUGUGAUUUGACAUUCUUAUUUCCAUGUGUUGUUUGUUGUUGCAUCAGCAGGAAAGAGAAGACAUCCUUGACGCAUUAAGUGGCCCCAGCGAUGAUGAGGACAGGGAUAAUGUGCCCAAAACAUCUGGUGAAGACUCCUCUGACGAAGAGCCUAUUAUGAAGAAUGUGCAGACCCGAUGCAGGAAAACUUACACGGCUGUCAGAGGAGAAACUGAACCUAGUAGCAGUGGUUCAUUAGGGGUUAGCAAGGUGAAGAAGAGAAAGGAUGGGUCAAAGAACUAUCAUGCUAAGAGGAACUUCUGCCUUUAUUGUGAAAAAUCAUAUGCCAAGAUCGCACGUCACCUGGAGCAAAAGCACUCCAGAGAGAGCGAAGUGGCCAGUGCCCUGGCCUGUCCCAAGAAAUCAAAAGAGAGAAGGGUACAAUUAGACUUCAUAAGAAGGAAGGGAAAUCCUUCCCACAACAUUGACGUGAUAAAGGAGGGAAAAGGGAUCAUUGUGCCAUGCAAACAGUCGAGCAGUGAGACACUGGACCCAAAAGAUUACAUGCACUGCGCCAACUGCCAAGGCCUCUUCAAGAGGAAGUUUCUUUGGAAACACAAUAAAGUGUGCACACUUGCACAGAAAAGCACCAGAACGGGAAGAACCCGAAUUCAAGCUCUCUGUGCAAAUGCACAGCCAAUUCCGAAUGGAGUCAGCUCCAAAGUCUGGGAGAUGAUAAACAACAUGUUUCAGGAUGAAAUAGCCGACACGGUCAAAAAGGACAAAGUCAUCAUUGCUCUCGGGGAGCAAAUGUUCAACAAAAAAGGUGGAAUGCAACAGGAGCACACUAGGCAGACCCUAAGAGAGCUGGGAAGAUUGGUUCUAGCAGGGCGCAAGGUCACUCCACUGACAAAGAUUGAACAGUACGUCAUGCCAUCCAACAUGGAUCAUUUAAUCAAAGCAGUGAAAAUAGUGGCAGGCUUUGAUGAAGAAAAAAAUGUCUUUAAAAAAUCGAACCUGGCCUUAAAACUUGGACACAGCCUAAAAAAAAUUGCUGAUCUCGUCACCUGUGAAGCCCUGAUAGCUGGGCAUAAGGAAAAAGCUAAUUCCACAGAAGACUUCCUUCAGAUUUACAAAACACGAUGGAAUGAAUACGUCUCUGCCUCUGCAUACCGAUCCUUGCAUGAAGCAAAAUGGAAUGCGCCCCAGCUCAUUCCAUUCACUGAAGAUGUGAAAAAAAUGCAUCUCUAUUCAGACGACAAACAGAAGGAGUACUCUCAUGUACUCUCUGGUGAUCAGACAUCAAAGAACUGGACCAAACUGGCACAAGUAAUUCUGACUCGGGUUAUCUUGUUUAACCGACGCAGAGAGGGAGAGGUCUCAAAGAUGUUUUUGACAAUGUUCUCAUCCAGAACCAGUACACCCCUCCAUGAUGAUGUGGCACAUGCCUUGUCAGACAUCGAAAAACAGCUGUGCAAAUACUUCACACGCAUCGAGAUUCGUGGCAAAAGAGGAAGAAAGGUACCUGUGCUACUGACGCCGGCCGUAGUAGAGUCGCUUGAAUUGCUGACGAAGCAGAGAUCUGCAUGUGGAGUGCCGGCAAACAAUCACUUCCUUUUUGCCAGGCCUGGUACCGUUAACCACUUGAGGGGGUCAGACGCUAUUCGUCUGUUCGCCCGAGUCUGUGGAGCCCAGCGACCAGAUUCUCUCUCAUCAUCCAAAUUGCGAAAGCAAGUGUCAACACUGUCAAAGGUGCUAAACCUCAAUGACACAGAGCUAGAUCAGCUAGCAGAUUUCCUCGGCCAUGAUAUCCGGAUCCAUCGGCAAUAUUAUCGCCUGCCAGAGGGAACUUUGCAAUUAGCAAAAAUUAGUAAGAUCCUCAUGGCAUGUGAACAAGGACGCCUUGCGGAAUUCAAAGGGAAGAGCCUUGAGGAAAUCUCAAUUGAGCCAAAUGAAACAGUUGAGAUCCCUUCAACAUCCCCCCAUGCAGAAUUGCAGGAUGCAGACGAAGAUCCUACACCGGGCGGAUCUCCACAACCAGCAGGAUCUCCCCUACCAGCCAGACCGCCGCUACCAGCCGGAUCAACACUACCAGAAACUGGUGAGCCCUCAUUAGAAAUGGAUGACGUAGAACAUCCAUCACCAGCAGCAGCUGAGAUUUCAGAAGUAUCUAGAAGUUCCCAGUCAACAAAAAGAAAAUGGACCCAAAUAGAGGUGGCAGCUAUCGAGGCUAAAAUGGGCCGAUUCAUCAGGGAAGGGAAAACUCCUGGAAAGGAGGAGUGCCAGGAAUGUAUUGCCAGUUCUCCCGAAGCCCUGAAAAGUAGGGAUUGGAGGGCAGUUAAAUUCUUUGUUAGAAAUAGAAUAGUCUCCUUGUCCAGGAAAACUUUUAAGUAAGUUUGUGCUCUUUAAGAUUGACUUUUUCAGGUCAAAUCGUUCUUGAAUCGACCUCUGAAGUAUAAGUCCCGCCUCCGAGGCUCCGGUUCCCUCGUCAAAUGUCUGGGAAAUAACUUGGUGUUUUUGAAUGAUCGUACAUAACGAGCUCUGUAGGUGGCGAAGAAGUAAAAGCUGUGUCACGUUUUGAACUACACACUUUUUUCCCAUCUAGUUUCGACUGGGUUUUUGGAUUGUCGGUGCCCGGGUGCCGUUAAAGCAGCAUUUCUAAUCAU